Molecule: messenger RNA, 1401 nt
Organism: Naegleria gruberi
Lineage: Eukaryota; Heterolobosea; Eutetramitea; Acrasida; Naegleriidae
Exons: 2
Coding region: 1-1401 (466 amino acids)
Source: RefSeq, a predicted model, not a curated record
AUGAUCACUACACAUCAAUGUGCUCCAUCGAAUGCUACUACUGGAUCAGCUCGUCUUGAUUUAUUCUUUAAAGCUGCUCGUGGUAUUGAAGAAAGUUUCUUGUUGCAAUUGGUUGAAGCUUCAUGGAAUGAAAAUCCAUUAGAUACUUUAAAGUUAAUUUUCCAAACACGUGAUUGUCGUGGAGGAAAAGGAGAACGUGAAAUUUUUCACAAGUGUUUGAACUGGUUGAUUGACAAUCACCCAGAAGAUUUACUUGUCAAUUUGGAACUUUUACCAGAAUAUGGUAGAUGGGAAGAUUUGUUGAGAUAUAUCAAUCAAGAAAAGGGAAAGAUUGGUGAAACAAUUUCCAAGCUCUUUGCUGAACAAUUACGUAAAGAUUAUGCUGCUAUGCAUGAUGGAAAGCCAGUUACUUUAUGCGCCAAGUGGGCACCAACUGAGAAUUGUAAACAUGACAAGAAGUUUAGUGCUGUGAAACUUAUUGCUAAAGAACUCGGAAUUAAAAAGGCAGAAUAUAGAAAGCAAUAUCUUUCACCACUCCGUGAAUAUAUCAAGGUUGUUGAAAGAUACAUGUGUUUGAAGCAAUGGGAUGCUAUUGAUUAUUCCAAAGUUCCAGGUAAUGCCAUGAAUAAGCUCAAAAAGGCAUUCAACAAGCAUGAUCCUGAAAGAUUUGCCGAAUAUAUGAAAAAGUUAGAAAAGGGUGAAACAAAGGUCAAUGCCACAACUGUUGAGCCACACGAAAUUGUAGCUCAAUUCAUGUAUGGACAAGCACAAUCUGAAACUGAUCAAAUUUUGGAAUCUCAAUGGAAGGAAAUUGUCAAACGUGUCCAAUCUCUUGGAAACAUGGAUCAUGCAUUGGCAGUUGUGGAUGUAUCAGGAUCAAUGAGUGGAACACCACUCAAAGGAAAAUUGAUUUCUUUCCAUGAAGAUCCUCAAUUCUGUACCAUCAAUCUCAACACUACUUUACGUGAAAGAGCUCAAGAAAUCAUGCUUAUGCCAUGGGGUAUGUCUACAAACUUUUACAAGGUCUUUGAAACAAUUUUGAGAGAGGCCAAGCAAAAUAAGUUGACUCAAGAUGAAAUGCCAACUUCCAUCUAUGUCAUUUCUGAUAUGCAAUUCGCAUCUGCUGCUGGUAGUUCAAUGAGCAAUUUGGAAUAUAUCAAAAAGUCCUAUGCUGAAGCUGGUUAUGAAUUGCCAAAACUCAUUUUUUGGAAUGUCAAUGGUAAUUCUCGUGAUUUUGUCAGUGGUAAUGCUCUUGAAAAUAAUGUUGCCAUGAUUUCUGGUUUCUCACCAUCUCUUCUCAAAGCUGUUUUGAAUGGUGAUGAUUUUACCCCAUUUGCUAUCAUGAUGAAGGCCAUUCAAGAUGAAAGAUAUUCCAAGAUUAAAUUGGCCAGCUCUGAAUAA